Molecule: messenger RNA, 4757 nt
Organism: Chara braunii
Lineage: Eukaryota; Viridiplantae; Streptophyta; Charophyceae; Charales; Characeae
Source: the annotation of a GenBank genome assembly
GUCGUGGGGGUUAAAUGACAUCAACAGCAGGAGGAGGAGAGUUGGAGGGGGAUGGGGAGGGAGAGGUGGAGGGGGGGAACGAGGAGGCGGAGGGAGUUGAGAGGGAAGGAGAGGGCCGGAGUUGAGGAAAGAAGGGGAGGGAGAGUGCUUAGAUUCUCAUAGUUAUUGGCUCUAUCUUUCCUCUGCAUGGUGUGUGCCGCCGCGGUUAAUGUCUGAUGACGGAAACGUUGUCAGAGAAGCCAGGGGACAUCAAAGGCACACCAGGCGGGCUGGGAAUCGAUUGGACUGGCUCAAGCGAAAUGGCGGCGGGGGAAGGAGUCGUCGACCGGGAAGAGGUAUUGGCUGGUGUGGUAUCUGGAGGAGCAGCGGGAGCAGCAGCGGAAGCAGCAACAGGAGGAGGAGGUGGUGCCUCGACUCACCGGGUGUCGAUCGAGGAGGCCGCACCUGGAGGAGGAGAUGGGAUCUGCUUCAGUGCGCCCGCCGCCGUCUACCUGACGUUCGACUGUGUGCGCGACCGGUCGGCGAAGACGGCGGCGUCUGGGACUCGAGGAGCACGACCAGCAUGGCAGAGACUGUAUUCGGUGGGCAAAGCAAUCAGGAGGGGAGCCUUAUCGUGUUCACGAAAGCUGAGGGCUCUGGUUUCGCUCAGUAGAAAGAUCCUGGGGCGGGCUGUGCGCAGCAUUCUGUGUUGUUUUCGAGAGCUAUGGCGUGUUCUUUUGUUAAUUGCCGCUGGUCUCAAUCGGGCGAUGCGGAAGAGGGCGUCGUUUUACCGCCUCCAUCUUUUGUAUUUCCUGACUCUGAGCUUUUUGGGCGCCUUGAUCUUGUGGGCGCUGCCCAAGAAUCCGGAGAACAUGCCUGAUCACAAGACUCACAUGGACUUCAUUGAUGCUUUGUUUUUUUCGACGUCAGCUUUGACCACGACGGGUUUGGUCACUCUGGAUAUGACUGUGUUGAGGACAGCAGAUUUCGUUCUGCUGAUGUGUUUGACUGCGAUCGGAGGGACUGUGCUAACGUCCUUGGGGCCAGUGUUGGUGAGGCGGCACUACUUCCGGCGCAAAUUGAGGGAGGUGGCGGAAGAAUCUGAGGGGGAGGAGGAGAUGGACGCAGCACCAUACAAGGGUCUGGAGCAGCAGGAUCCUCAUUACCAACAAGAUUCACGGCCGCCAAUUUGCGUGAUAACCGACCAGCAGUCGACGCGCACCCUUGGCAAGGGUGCAGGACAGGCGCUGAGCACAGGCCGUGACGUGCCCUCUGCACCUUCAAGGGCUGUGUCUGAGCGAGGAGGAAGCACAAGAGGAGAAGAGGUGGACUGGACAGCUGGGAGCCGCGGGGUUGUGGCUUCGGGGGGGAGAUUUGUCGGCCCGGUACUAGGAGGCGCCGCAGCAGGAGGAGGUGGAGGUGGGAAGGUCGAGGAGGAGGCGGGGUCUUCCUUCGGCGAGGAUCGCGCACAGCCUUUCGCUCGGAGAUGGAUCCCAAGAGGAGACGACGGAUUGCGCCAAAAGCUAAACUCCGAGACACAGACGAGAGCCGGCAGGAAACGGCUAGAUCAUAGCCUCACGUGGGACGCUAAUUUCCUGGCGGAACAAGCACGCAAGGUAGUCCAUGAUGCUGUGACUAAGCGCCGUGGAGGCGGAAGAGGAGCAGAAAAACGGGGCAGAGAAUCGGCAUCCGUAGAGGAGCCAGCAGGAGGAGGAGGAGGGAUAAGUCGAGGAGGAGGGAUAAGUAGCUCGUCGACAGGUUUUCCAAGAAGUGUUGCGGACAAUUCAAACAGCAUGACGGUUACGUUCGGCCUUGACGAUGAUGUGCAACUGCGCGCCGAUUUCAACAUCGGAUGGCAGACUUUGGAUUACCACAAGCGGCGAUCUGACGAGUACCUUGCUCUGGUAGAAUUGAGUAAGUUAGUGCCUUUAUACUAUUUGUUCUGGACCCUCUUUGCCUGGAUUUCGUUGAGUAUCAUUCUGUCCACCUCUUCUUUAAGUAGGAGGGUCGUAGACUCCACCGGCGCCAACCUGCAUUUUUUCUCCUUGUUCCACGCGUUCGCCGCCUUCAACAACCUAGGCAUGUCCAUAGUUCCCGCCAACCUCAUGCCUUUACGCAAAUGCACGAGCAUGCUUGUAGUCAUUGGAAUUCUGAUGCUCGUCGGACAAAGUCUGUACGCGCCGACGAUGCGCGGUCUCAUCCUGCUGCUGUACCGCUUUUCGAAGAGCAAGAAACACGUGUACGAGUAUUUGCUGGACCACCCGCGGAAGUGUUUCACCCAUCUGUUUCCUAGUUCUCAAACGAAAUGGCUGGUCGUGGCUGUCAUGGGCAUCACGGGCUUGCAGUCUAUCUCGUUCUACAUUCUCGACUGGCACAACAAACAGUACGUAGACGAGACUUCUUUCCAGAAAAUCUCUCACGGACUGUUUCAGUCCAUCGCGGCGAGGAACGGCGGCUUCCAAGUGCUUAACAUUCAGCUGCUCAAUCCGGCGAUGACGGUUCUCUACACGGGGUUCAUGUAUACCGCCGUGUAUCCGGUAUUUCUUGCGCGACAACACUCGAGCGAGCCCCAGGAAGCAUACCACGACGGGGAGAUAGGGUUACCCUUUGUAGACUGGGAGUCGAAGGUGGUGGCGAACAGUCUGAAGUGGCAGGCGGUAGGGCUGCUGGGGAAGGAUGCGUUCCUGGCGUUCAUUGGGGUGUUCUUGAUCUGUGUGGUGGAAGCAUCGAAAAUCAGGACAGAUGCCAACUUCACGUUCAUGAACAUCUUGUUUGAGGUCAUGAGCGGGUUUGGCAAUGUAGGAGUGUCGACAGGAUUAUGUUUCCGGGAAGAUCCGCUCGAUCCAGAAUCGAUGUGCAGCCCCAACUCACCGAACUACAGUCUCGCGGGGGGGUUCCAUACGGUGUCGAAGGUCGUUAUGGUGUUCAUCAUGUUCCUGGGUAGGCAUAGAGGCCUGCCGCACAACAUAGACGCAGCUGUAAGUAUACCCAAGAAAGCGUUGUUCAGGCGGCAAACGAACGCUCUGCCCGCGGAGAUGACAGACCCCAUAGCAUUCAUGAGGAAUCUUCAGACGCAGCUGUCGAGUAUGUCGUUAUCGCUGCAGUUGAGGGAGAGGAUGAACAGAAAACAGGCGCAGGAUGUGAAGGCGUCGGCGGAGAGAAGGACGUCGCUGGGGGAGCUGGUGGAAGAGAUGCGCAUGGAGAGUUCCAGGAGAGUCGUUGGUUUGCAAACAACAGGAGAUGGAGGAGGAGGAGGAGGAGGAGGAGGAGGAGGAGGAGGAGGAGGGGGAGAAGCGGGAAGGAUGGAUGAUCAGAAGGACCAGAACGCCAGCAUCUUCAAGGCUGCUUGAAGGCGGGCUUGAGGGGGGGGAGGGUAGGGGGGAGGGGGGGGGGGGGCGGGCGCGGCUAGCGGAGGAAAUUUGGAGGAAGAAGUGUAGGGCAGUGGAUACUUAGAUCAUAGGAGGACGAGGCGGAAGAGAGAGAAAGAGGAAUGAUGAACGGGUAACGAGAGAAGAAAGCCAAAGGCAAAAUUGCUCUGUGAAGCUAUGGCGGCGAUAUGCUAACGUGGGAGAGAAGGAUGGAGGUGGGAAAUUAGGGAGAGAGAGAGAGAGAGAGAGAGAGAGAGAGAGAGAAUGGGAUGGGAGGACGAGAGGCGGGAAGAUUAGGAAUGGAGGGUGGAGAGGAGGAUCAGCAUGCAGGCACGGGUACUUGGUACAAGUGCUGUGUGUCUCCAUUUGGUCAUCAACUCCAGUAUUUUUUUUCAAGUUAGAAGGCGAAGGAUGUGUAUUUUAACUGUGACAGAAACCGGCCAGUUUUAUUUUUAUUUUUUUUUUAUUUUUUUUUUUCCCAAAGGUAGUGCAGGCGCUUAUGGUUCUCGCCAAAUUUAUUUUUAGCAACUGGUAUUUGUAAAUCAGAAGGUGACAGAUUUUUAUUCGGAUUAUUUUACGGCAGAGAAGCCACCCCAAUUACAAAACGAAGAGAUGAGAUCGUCUCCCUUUGUCCUUUUCCUUGUCUUUUACGGUUGCUUGUUCCCCUCCCUCCCCCGCUGCCGCCGCUNCCCCCGCCCCUGCCCCCCUCCCUAACGCAUUUGUCGUUUUAUGAAAGUUUCGCUGUUAGGUAGAGGCUAACUCCACACGUACUACGUUCGAGCGCGAUUCGAGAGUUGGGAUCCCGACUAAGAGAAGGACCAGGAAGAGCGGCGGAGAGUCGGAGCAAUGGAAUCCUGACGAAGAGCCGGACGACGACGGGCGGACGGGAUCGGGAGCUUCGGAGCGAUGCUUGGUAGUGUCAUGAGGUCUGUUGCGGAGGCGUGGGGGGAAGUCGGACGAUCGCUCUAACGAUCCGUGGUGGGCCCCACUUCCAUGCGCGGAGGGGAAAUCUGACGCUCUCUCUGAUAAUCCAUGAAGGAGCUUGGCUGUUGACGUGUGGGAAGUCUGGUAAAGUGUUAAUCGCACGUGAGAUGCAGAAGAAGAGAGAGCGCCUUCAACGUGGGAUGCAGGAGAGAGAACGCCUCCAACGUGGAAUGCAGGAGAGAGAGAACGUCUCCAACUCCAAUGUUUAGUGAUGAUUGAUGAUGAUGAUGAUGAUGAUAGGUGGGGAUGAUUGAUGAGGAGGAUGCUGUUUUUUUUUCGCAACGGGACAUCGAGGAUGGCCCAUCGUCGCUCCAUUCCUUAAUUUAUUUUUUGAUCGUUUGCUUCCCCUUGAGGUAAGAACAUGGACACGACAUGAAUUUCUGUUGGCAAAAAUAAAAAUAAAAAAAAUGAAAGCCAUGGACAUGC